Vigna umbellata (rice bean) is the source of this 1173-nucleotide messenger RNA. The record is from RefSeq and is a predicted model, not a curated record. Lineage: Eukaryota; Viridiplantae; Streptophyta; Magnoliopsida; Fabales; Fabaceae.
CAAUCAAAAUGAGAGGCAACAACAAUCAAUAGCACAAGCAAAGCUUCAAGCAUGGCUCUGUUGUAUUUUGCUUUGCUCAUUCUGCUCUUUCUUUUUUCUCUUAAGCUCUUGUUCCAAACAAGAAGAUUUAGAAACCUUCCUCCAGGACCACUUUCUUACCCUAUAAUCGGAAACCUCCUCCAACUCAAACAGCCUUACCACCGCACAUUCUCUCAGAUGUCGCAAAAAUACGGUCCGGUCUUCUCUCUCUGGUUCGGUUCCCGACUCGUUGUCGUCGUUUGUUCACAACCCGCGGUGCAAGAAUGCUUCACCAAAAACGACAUCGUGUUGGCGAACCGACCUCACUUUCUGUUCGGCAAAUACAUCAGCUACAAUAACAGCACCAUCCUUCACUCCUCCUACGGCGACCACUGGCGCCACCUCCGCCGCAUCUUGUCGCUGGAGGUUGUUUCAGCGACCCGUUUAAACUCCUUCUACGAGGUUCGAAGGGACGAAAUCAUGAGGCUGGUGCAAAAGCUCGCUAAGCUCUCAUCACACCAGUUCACGAAAGUGGAUCUAAAAGCCAUGUUUAUGGAAACAUCAUUUAAUACUAUGAUGAGAAUCGUGUCUGGGAAAAGGCUCUUUGGUGAUGAUUGUGACGUGAACGAUGUCGAGAAAGCAAAAGAAUUCAAACAAAUCAUCAAAGAGUUAGUGAUAUUAGCAGGAGUCAAUAAUCGUGGAGAUUUCUUGCCUUUCGUGAGAUGGUUUGAUUUUGAUAAUUUGGAGAAGAAGCUAAAAGGAAUUGGUAAGAGAACCGAUGCAUUCUUACAAGAACUCAUCGAAGAGCAUCGUAAUGGAAAGAACAAUGGAAAUACUAUGAUAGAUCAUCUUCUUGCUCAACAAAAAUCACAACCUGAACAAUACACCGAUCAAAUCAUCAAAGGACUUUCUUUGAGCUUACUACUUGCUGGAACAGAUACAUCAGCUUUAACUUUAGAAUGGGCAAUGGCCAAUUUAUUGAACCAUCCAGAAGUUAUAAAGAAGGCAAAAAAUGAAAUAGACACUUAUGUAGGACCUAAUCGUCUUAUAGAGGAAUCCGACAUGUCAAAACUUUCUUACAUUCAAUGUAUUGUUUAUGAGACACUUCGAUUGCAUCCUGCUGCUCCAAUUUGGUCACCACAUUUGUCUUCNUAA